CUAGUUCCAAAUUUUAUUGAUGGGAGGAAGGGAAGUAAAGCUCAUACAAUACUUAUGUGUAUGAGUAUACAGGUACAUGAGUUACAGUUACAAAAUGGCACUUUGUUCUCUAUUUCUUUGCUGAAAAUCCCAGAUGUUCAACUUGCUUUGACUUCUUUUGAGUUGAUACUUCUUAGCAUAUUCAACCUGAGAUCUUGUCCCCAAAUUGAGUGGUAAUUGUCAGUUUAGAGCCCAUGAUCACACAUGUAAAGCUUGGAUUCCCCCCUUUCAGCACAUCCUGCAUGAGCAUUAGCUUUCAGCCAUUUUAUUCCCCAGACUAAGCGGAGGUAUUACCACUGGCUUAGGGUGAGAUUGUUCUGACGGAACUCAGCACAGAGGUCUGUUAUAUUAAACAAGUAGAAACUGACUGCUGUUGGCCUUCAUUUUACUCUUCAGAAAAUCAACCUAGCUCCCCUGACAUUUUCAAAAACUUAUUUAACAGGAGUCUAUCCUGUCAAGAGUUUUCUUGCCAACUCCUGGAGCCAUUGGACCCAUUUCCUCUCAUUCUGUGGGAGGAAACUGUCCAAGCCUACCUUGGACUCCAUUGCACUGAGAACUGAAUCCAGGUAAUCUCUCAUUCUGGUAAGAGGGCCUGGAGCUUUGUGUUGUUCUUGCCAGGAGUUAAUAAAUUAAUUUAUCGUUGUUUUCAUUUCCCUGUAACACACUUCUACGUUCAAGUUGCUUCAUAACUCACGCAAAACUUCAGCUUUGGUUUUUGUUCUGCAUAAAAUCCAGCCGUUCAGGUCAAUCUUUGUACAUGGUGGUUGCUACAGCUAAAUGAUAUAAGGAUGUGACCCUGGGGAAGUUGUCUUACUGGCUACCUGUCAGUUUCACAGCCUGUAGCAAGAUUGUCAAGUUAGAUCUGUUCUCUUUGCUGAGACCAUUCUCCACUGCAAUUCAAACAAUAGCAAUUAAAAAUGUCCUUAUGUUUGGAUUCGCAAUGUCAUUUUAGCACAUAAUCUACUAUGCUGUUACUUAGCUUCCAUGUAUGAUGCUUCUGUUGGUGCUCAGUAAAAGCCUGAGUUACUCUGUGGAUGUAGAAAUGUGUUGCCUGGAUCUACCACACAGUGUGAGGUGAGUAUGCAAGCACUCACAGGAGAAAAGAAAAUUGUCUAUUCACUGGAGCUCCAGAGCAUGUUCUCCCUAUGCAUGUUUGUUGCUAUUUCUCCAGCUAUCUCACUUCCAAAGGACUGUCAGAUGUGACGAAACAAAGCGUACAGUCUCUGUGCUACUGAAUUAUGUGGGCACAUGUGGUUUACAAUGUGCUGUAAGAAAGAGUGGCAACUGCAGCAGAGUGCACGCAUGCUGCACUUACUGCAAGAAGAUGGAUGUAUGUUGACUGCAUACACAAUCCCUAGUAAUUUUUUUUUUUCUAAAUUCAGGGCUUGCAAACUAACAAAAUGAUAUCUGCCCUUCCUUGCUUUCCCCCUAAAUAGAAAUACAGCAAUGAAGGGGGACAUAGGGAAAUAUUUAUAUGACCAAAGAAAGGAAGCCUGGUUUCCUAGGGUUUUGCCUCAGAGUUUAAUUAUGUGGUAAUUACUGAGAAAGAAAUAGAAGCUUUUCCACACUCAUAAUGUAACCCAUAAUGCUGCUAAUAUGCUGAGUGUGUCACCGGCGUCAAAGAGGAGUUUGGUUUACCUGUUCCUUCUUCCACAAAGCCCUGGUACGGCCUCUGUCCUCCACCUGGCCACCUAAGUGCAUUACCUUGUUCCACCUAGUGCCUUGGAAAAGCCAGGGUGCUACGUCCAAUCAAGACAGCCAGUAAUUUCAAAAAGUACUUGGCGAGGCCAGGACAGGCAGAGGCUGAGGAGAAAUAAAAUGAGAGAGAGAGAAGUGGAAGACAGCAGGCAAACACACAAAGGAAUCGACUGCAAUGUCUCACUAUGGUGCCAAGUUUAAAAACGCUUGCCUCCUUAGGAGUAGGAGUGGCCAACUCGGGGCUUUCUUUAAUUGAGUCUGAUCCCUGCCAGCACAUUGCAGUCUGACCACUGGAAGAACGGGCCACCUACAGAAGCCACGGCUGGCCUGCCUGCACACGUUCUACUUUUUCACAUGGAACUUUACAGCAAAUGUCUAAUUCAUAUUCUCUUUUUUCCUCCAAAUUGAUGUAUCACUGUUUCCUGCCCCUUUGUGCUAGCUGUCUGAUACGAGGCUGUGGCUGGCGUUACAGUGUGCUGCCAUCAGCAGUUCAGCCGUGGGAAAGCCAUCGCAGCCAACUUCUGACGUCUUUGGAACAGGACCGGAGAGCUGCUGAUGAGGGAGGAUGGCACCACCUGAAGAUGUCAGAAAGACUGGCUUGGAAACAUGUUCAAAUAUACAAAAUAGUAAUCAAAACCUUUAUUCAAAAAAAUAUUUCCAGCAAUUUCUGAGAAGCUAAUGGUUCUAGUGGCGGCAAGAUACAGCACACUGAGAAUGGGUGGCAUCCUUUCAAAAUAAUUCACUGUACAAGUUAAAAGUGUUCCCCCAGCAGUCUUUGCCUCUUGUCUUGGAAGCUAAUAUCCCAAAGAGACUGCGGAGAUAAAGUUCAGGGAGGGGAAAAUAUCUUUAUUUGGUAUUUAAUAAAGAUAUUAUAAGUCUCUUUGAGUAAGAAUGUCCUGGGAUAGUUGGUACAUGGCUGACCAUGAUUCCUUCUCAGCCUCCAGAGGAUUUAUGGAUGGGUAGGGAUGGCAUUUGCCUGUGAAAGAGAACAUCUGUUUCUGUUUGCAUGAUGUGACUUUUCCAGUUGUGGUGUGGUAGGGUAAGGAGUGCAAGUACUUGAUUAAAGUUGAAUCUUCCUCUUGAGUCCGUAAUGUUUGGUUUGACAAAUAAUCAAGAAACAUAUUUUUCUCUGUUAAUCAACUUCAAGGGUUGAGAGGGGUAACCUUUCACAAGGCCAAGACACCAUCUGUCAGUUUAAAAAAAUAAGGAGGAAAUGGUAAUGCCUUUUUCCAUUAGUUCAGAUGUGAACUCUUUCUGUACUGAAGUGCUUCACAGAAACUCUUUAUCAGCUUUGCAAAUCUAUUCCUAGAUAACCUAUUUUUUCUAGUAAUCUUGUUUUUAUAGUUUUUCUUUUCUAUCGCACAUCAGACCCUGUGUUAGGAAACAACCAUUGUGAUAAAUCUAUUGAGAUGUGAAGUGACCUAAAAAAAAAAAAAAAAAAGAGUAUUACAAUCACAUGUGCAUGCUGUGGAAUCCAGUGCCAUGGAAGCUGCAGUCUAUGUUCUAAAGUGUUUUUUUUAGAGCUAUUAUUGUCCUAUGUAAUGCAGGGUUUUAUUUUCCAUGGCUAAUUUUGCUCAAUGUCAAACAUCGACUUUUUGCCCACGUUAGGCAGAGAAGUAUCAAUUUCUACGAUGUUACUUGAGCUUUUCCCUCUGUUAUAUUUUAUAGGUGCAAGAGAAAAGCUUUCCAAUUGGAUGCAGGGCUAUUAGAUGAGGGAUAUACCCUGGGUAAAUUUUGGAGGUCAUCUGCAGUAUAAAAGUGGGUUGUCUUAACUAUAACCAGCUCUUGUAUUUCUCUAUCAUGCUGCAGUGUUGUCAUGGGGCAUCUGCCACCCUGCUUUAUUGCAGCUACUUCUUGUAGUCACUGAGACUUUUUCUUUUUAACAUUCAAGAGUUUCUCCAGCCACUGGACUUGAAAAUUACGUUAUUUUACUGUGAAGAAGUGUUGCACUGGAAGGCACUGUCUUUAGCAGGGGUUGCUGUUCUCAGCUUUCUACUGGAGGACACAAUCAAUCCCCAGAGCUCUGUUUGUAUCUCUCCGGGAAGCUCUGCUGGAUCCGAUCCCCCAAGAUGUCUGUUUAUAUUUCUCCCCUUAUAAGUUUUUCCUUUCUAUACAUAGGGGGCCAUAAGGGGACAUCCCCAUGUCCAAAGUACCCUGUCCCAGAAACAAAGUGCUCAGGUGCUGAGAGCAGUUAUGUUGGGAGGAAAAUAUAUGUGAUCUGUAUGAUCUAGCAUUUAAACAGGAAAUCACUGUAUAAAAAUUCAUGUGAACUACUGUUGUUUCCUUAAAGAAUUUUUCAAGCACGUUGCAUGACCUAGCCUCCUUUUGAGGAGAAUGAGCAGGCAUUAGAUCUUGUAUCUGUCAGAGCAAUGUGCAUAUCUCAGCUUCCUGUUUCUAGCAAGAUAGCUGUCUUCACACUCUGGAGCUCCUGUAUCAAAAGUCAAAACCCUUCUAGACGUUCACGACAGUGGUGUUUGGCUUAGCAAGGCUAUCGCCAUAGUUAGAUGAUGGAGGUGGGAAGGUAGCAGAGGUCUCUGUGUUGCACAGUUAAACCCCAGCCUGGUUUCUGACCAGGAAAAUAUGAGGUAUGGCAACUGGCUGGAGUGUAUUUGCCACUCUGUCAGCCACAUUUAAGCUGUUUUUUUGAAAUGUGUCAAUUAAUUCCAAGAACAAGUCAAAUAUGACAUUAGAUUUGGAGGUGAGGAAAAAAAGCUUUCAGAGGCUAUAGGUUUAUGUACAGAGACACCGGCUGUUCAGCUCGCCAAAUCUGCUGCCACCUGCAGCCUUAUCAUUGGCAUUUUAGGCCUCCCACUAGUUUGACUAUACAAAUGUCUCAGCUCCUAUUGAGUUGCUCAUUUGCAGCCAACAUAUUGCCACUUAAAAGUAGUUGCUUGUUUCUGGCUGAGUUGCCUACUGGGCUUUGUAACAGCUCUCUGUAUUUGUUUGUUGAGUAUAAAGUAUUUUACUACUGGGUGUAGCUCUUUCUGAAGUCUGUCUCCUGGCAAUAUUUUCACUGAAAGGAAGUAUAAAUAUAUUAUAUUUACCUUACCAUGAUGCCGUUUUAGUCAUGCUGCUUGAGUCAUGCUAGUACAUUUUGUGCCAGAAUAGUACUCGAAGGUCAGUGGAGUAGGGUCUGCUCCCAUGUUCACUUGAAAAAAACACAAUAGUACAGGAGCACAAAUAAUGUUUUGCUAAUUUCUUUUUUUUUUUUUCACUUGUAAAACACAAUUGGUGGAAAAAUAGCUUCACUAUCAGAAGCUGGGGUUGUGCAUUUGAUACUUCUGUUAGAUCUAAUUUAGAAAGAAAGAAAGAAGGACGGAAAAAAAAAGAAAGAGAAGAAAGUGAAAGAAAGAAGAAGAGAAAGAGAAAGGAAAAAAAGAAAGAGAAAGGAAAAAAGAAAUAGAGAAAAAAAGAGAAAGGAGGAGAGGAGAGCAAAGGAGAGGAGAAAGGAAAUCCAGCACCGUUAUGCUUGUAUGACCUGUAGAGGAGUGCUCCAAAGCAUACUAGAAUAGCUUAGAGUAGAUGGAGAAGGAAGCAGAAUAUCAUACAGAGUUUUUUGAAAUAACCUGAAGGUGAGGUAUUUGGGGAACAUGAGACACAUAUUAGCAGAAGAUAGUCCAGGAGCUAGGCUGUUUAACAUCUCAGAGCUGUGAAACUAUGUUUAACAGAAGCAAUGGUUGUACAUUCUGUUCCUCAUUGGUUUCCUGCUGUCUCUCUAGUAUGGCAGAUUCCUUUCUUCGCAAAAAUGGAAGUUUAGAUGGUCUCCCUUUCAUUUCUCCUCCCAGAAAAUGUGUCAUGCCUUUAAGCUGUUGUUGCUAAAGCAAGUUUAUUAACAUAUGCAGAAAUCACUUAAGCUUUUCAAACAAAACUUGGGACGUAAGGAUCUAAUUAUGUGAUGGUAUAGUUGAUAAUCACUUUAAAUGUAAAACGCCCCACAAAAAUUUGGUAGCAGCUUUGAGUAUCUGCAAGCUGUCAACUUGAGGUGCCACUGAAAGUACCAUUAUUCUGAUGUAACAUAAAUCCAGGUUGUUCAGAGGAUAUCUUUUAAUCUAGAAACAAUACAGAGGAAAUAAAGGCAGAAUCCACGACACAGUUCUCCUGAGCUUAGGAGGGAGACUACUGCUUUGCUCUUCAAUUGCUACUCAAAAUCCACACCUUUCUUCUGUAAAUUGGCUGCAAGAGGAAGGUGCUGAACAUCCCCUGCAAGCAGGGGGAUUCUGUUUUUAUUUCCACUGACUGAAAAAGGAGAUGAGAGUGCUGCUUGUCCACACAGCAGGUGCUGUAUGCUCAGCUGAGGAGUCUCCAUCACCGUGGUAUUUUCAGUAUUUCUCAAUGUUAAUCUUCAAGCUUCACUUUUCAGAUGGAGAAAGCUUCUUAUUUCCUUUCCCCUUUUUUAACAGGUGGUAAAAGGAUUUGCUGAAGAUACAUAUGGUGCUGGCAAGUGCAAAAAUAGAAAUUCGUCCUCUGAACUCUUGCCUUGUAUCCCACCCUGUGGGUGGUGACUCUGUUAGGAGAUGGGGAGAAAAAUGGCAAAUAGAGCCAGGAUGUUUAUCUUUGCAAUUCAGAAUAAGCAAACUAUCAGCCACACAAAGAGUCUUUCAGAAAGGGACAUCUUCUGUUACUGUUCCUACUAAAAGCCAUUCAGGUCAAUAAGCUGGGUUAUGAAAGGAGGCAUGUACAUUCUCGAGCCCUUGUCUCUUCAUGACUUUUCCAUCAGCACUGUUGCUCCCUUGUGUACAGGCUGCUGCUUUCUCUCGGUGGCCUAGGGUUUUACAUCUGAUUCAUUCUCCUGCUUGUUGCUAACUCUCCAUCUGAAGGAAGUUUAUUCUUUUCACUGAUGGCAUUUUACAUUUUGGGUUGGGGUGUCUCCUUCCUCUUAAAAGAAUGAGCUCUUUUCUUUCCCUUAGUGAUCCUGUUUUGCUGUUUUAAUAUAAAAACUGCAGUUCCUAGCAUAGGUGACAGAAAGUGGCUUGCUCCUUCUACUUCAGAGGAGAAAUACAAGGAGGAGAGUGCUCUGAUCUUUGGUUCUGGAGUCUUAGUGCAUCACUUACAGCUGCCAGGUCUUAAAAUACUUACUUUCAUUUGCAGCUAAGCACUUAUGACUGUGAAACAUAUAUGUUUAGUCAUUGUUGUAAAGGCAGGCACUAACAGUAGGGAAAAAAAAAUGAAAAAAAAAAAAAAAAGCAAAUGCUGUGCCUUGUUUUUUGACAGAGAUGUGUUGCAGCCUGAUGGAGAAAUAGCAGAACAUCGAGUCUUUGCAAGCUGACUUCUAAGGAAAAAGAAGCCAUGCUAUGGACUCUUAUUACAAGUAGGAAGUAUCUUAUUUUCAAAGAGCUCUCCAAACCCAAGGCCUGUCAGAGAUUUUGUAACAGGGAUUCCUUUUCCCAAAGAUGUUGAUCUUCUGUGCCCGUACCCAGGGCACAGAGGGCAGCUCUGCGCUAACAACUUGCUUGAUGCUUCCAAAAUCCUAAUCUGUCCAGAGAUCAGCAGGUACUGAUGCUAGGCUCAUUAAUAGUCUUCAGAUGGAAAAGGAUGACCCAUCAGCCCACCAAGUCACCUCUUGUGCACCUGCACAGGACAGCACCUCUCCUGCCCCCAUCCCCUCCAGCCUGUGGCAGAAAGUUGCUGAUGAUAAGGAUAAUUGUUCCUAAAAGGGUCAUUUUCUUCCAGGUAACAGAGAGGAGGGUAGGAGAACUUGUGAUGGUGGGACAAAAAUGUCUACAUACCAUUGGAGUUUGGGGGUAUUUGUCUCUGGAACCUUAGUCAGCUUCCAAAAGGAAGGGAGGAGACAGAAAGAAAGGAAGAAGCUGGCUUUAGAGCUCAGUAAUAGAGAUGAAAUUGCCUGCAACUCUGGGACAGCUCUGUUCAUUGCAUCUCUACUGUAUUUGUGCUUAAAAUAUUCAGAUAGCUGGGUGAUGUUUUGACACAUCAUGUUUGGGUUUCCAAACUGCUGGUGGAGGACCAAGAGCUUUCUGUCGUUUGCGAGCAGGGAAAGGAGCCUGUUGAGCUGUGGCAAAGUCAAACGCAGACCUUGUUUUCUGCAUCUCACAGAACCACAAGGGAAUGUCACGGGUAGGAGAGGCACACUGAUAACACCAGCCACAGAAGUGCGGGGGUGGACAAAGGAAAUUUCCUCGUCAGCUUGUGAACAUGAUAAAGAGUGCAAAUACGCAGGCAUGCAAACACUGGCUACUUAGCAAAACACAGCGACUCCGAGUCUGUGGAUUGUAUUAGCCCAGGUGUUCACUGCCUCUGGCACACCAAGCUUGCCAUCUUCCACUUUGGGUUUUUCUUCCCCUUUUCCCCGUGACCCUGCAUAAAUCUCAUCAAUGAUUCUACUAAAAAAAGCACGGCAUAUGUGGAGGAGGGAUUUUAUCCUGCUUUUUGUGUGUGUGUGUAACUUGAGUUGCAAAGCUCACCUGGGGCUUUCCUGCAAGGAAGGGCUGCUGAAGGUCUUAGUAUGUCCUCUUCUUUCUUUUGGAGCUCUGCCUGUCCCCUGAUCCUGUUGGAGCACAGAUGACCUCACUUCUCCAAGUUCCUACAUCCCUGCAAUAUACAGUUCAGAAAUCCCAGUGUUUUCACCAUGCUCUAAAGAAGCCCCCAGGACUAUAGAAGAUGUGCAGAGCUCAAGCAAACAUUCAUGCCCCAGGACAGCGGGAAACUGAGGGAAUCCAUGCUUUUCCUGCUUGGAUAAAGCAUAAAGAGUUGAUAAAUAGUUAUCCAGGUGAACUAGUCAGCCAUGCUUGGUUGAGAAAUAUGGUAUAUGGGAUAAAUAAUGUGGAAACUGAAGAAAAGAGUAUGAGUAAUCAGUUCUAACCAUCCACAACUGUUUCUGGCAGGGGCAAAACAACCUACCAGGCAAAAUGAAUUAGGAAGGUGAACACAGCCAAAAAAAAAAAAAAAAAAAAAACACCUCCCACAAACAAAACAAACAAAACAAAAAAACACCCUACAUAAAAUACUUGCAUAUAUACAUAUAAAUAUGGGCAUAUAUAUAUACAACCCACUUUCCCAACCUCACUUUUCCAAAUAUCCAUUAUUGUUUUAAGCAAAUGCUCCUGAUCCAAGGAUGUUAAUGGAGGCAUAUUUUCAAAAUUAACUUAACAAAAAUAGCAUAAUAAAAAAAAAGUAGGCAGGGAACUCAACAUUCCCGUGAAAGGGAAGAUGUGAGUCAGUAACCAUACACAUUCCAGCAAUUUUUUUUAAAUCCAUCGGUAAUGUGGUGCAACAGUCAACAGGCGACCAAUCUGGCAAAGCAAAUGGUUGCUUCCAUCUCUGAAAUAGGAACAUGUGGGUAUUUUCAGAGCAGAAGACUGGAUUUAGUGAACUUAGGCUGCGGCAUUGCAAUAUAUCUUCCUACAGUGUAAUUAAGAAAGAAUUAGUAGCCUUUGACUGUUGAGAAACCACUGGCCUCAUUUAAUCUAAAACAAGCGAGGAGGGGAUAGGAAAGAAUCUCUCAAAGGACUCUUUUCUUACGCUUAUUAAAAAUCCUGUAUCUAUGAAGUGAAUUAUCGUAUAAUCUGUGUAAACUUUACUUUUAUCCAUGGUCCCUACCUUUUACCCAUGGUCCAUAUCUUAAUGGAGAAGGGUUGGUUGUGUGGACCACCUCUUCACAGUCCUGGUGUUUCUACAGAAGUACAGAAAUACAUUGACUGCGUAUGUUAAAGACGUAGUAAUCAAACAUGACAUAGGAGUUGAAAGGAAGAGGCAGCACCGAGACAGACUCUUUGAAGAUUACUACUACGAUACAGACCAUGCAUGGGUGGUACAUCACCAUUUGAAAGUCACUCCAGUACUCAAACAACUUGGAAGAUGUGCAGAGAGCACAAGAAGUUGGGGAGAGAAACCCAGCUGGGAGCAUACUCCAGAGAGAAGAUGCAGAGGCGACAUGACAGGAUUGCGAGCAAAAACAGAGACCAGUUCGCUGAGCAAGAAAAAAGAAGCAGAAUUAAUCACUCGAAGAGAAGGGUUGGAAGGCAUGAGGUGCAGUCCUGGACAAGAGCUACCAAACAAUCUUUGUGUCUCAUGUGGCAAAAAGUGAAAAUACAGCUAACGCUAAGCAUGUCUUUCCUCGUUGCUGUGUUUUGGUAUUGCAGAAGGCUAUAUGGCUUUUUAGCACAGCUAUUGAAACGGUGGAGCAACUACCUUCAAAGAAAACUCAUAAAGAAUCACAGUGUGUUGGCAGAAGUUGAUCUACUUGGCUAUAGUGCAAGAGAAUGGAAAGGAGAAACAAAGCAGGCCAAACAUAUGAGGGAGGCAUAUAAUGAAUUGUUUUGGAACUAUCAUAUCAAGUAUCUGCGACAGGUCAAGAAGGACAACUAUUGCGUGCUAAGAGCAGUACUUUUUCAAAUACUCAGCCAAGGCAUUCCUUUUCCAUCAUGGAUGAGGGAGAGAGAUAUCUUAAAGCUCCCUGAAAAGCUUUUGUAUUCUCAAGGUUGCAACUGGAUUCAGCAGUACAGUUUUGGUCCAGAAAGAUAUACAGGUCCCAACGCUUUUGGGAAAUUACGCAAAUGUAUGGAAACAUUAAAGACAAACUGGAUUGAAAUAAGUGGUACUAAAGAUCACGAAGAAAGAGGAAACAUGUGUAAUGCACUCUUUUCUGAUGAGAGCAAGGAGCACAAACUAUAUGAGGCCAUAAAAUUCAUCAUGCUUUAUGAAGUUGUCGAAGCCUAUGAGCAGAUAAAGAACAGGGAAGAACCUAUACCUCAUCUUUUUAGCCUCCUCCUUGCUCGGGAUACUUCGUCUGACCCUUUGAGUUUCAUGAUGAAUCAUUUGAACUCCAUAGGUGACUCUGGUUGCCUAGACCAGGUUGAAAUAUUUCUUCUUGGAUACUUACUUGAAGUGAAGAUUAGAGUUUACAGACUGCAUAGGUUUAAUACUGAAGAUUUUCAAGUAAACUAUCCAGAUGAGUACCGAAGGGAAUGGAAUGAGGUUUCUCUCCUGACUGAGGAUGACCACUAUUAUCACAUCCCUGUUAUCAGAACAUGAAGGACCAGUGACUGUUCUUUUGCUUUGUAUAAUAUAGUGAGUAACCGGUUCCAGUGAAUUAAGUUUCUAAUUGGCAGCAGAAAUGCACAUUGAUGAUUACAAAAUGAUUUGUGGGCUUAUUGUGUAAACACUUUGCUUUCCCAUUACAGCUCAAUUCACUGCCAGUCAGCCAUAAAGAAGCAUAAAAUAUAGUGUUAUAUACUGUCUGGGUGUCAUAUUUGAGGGUUGUUGGACACAAAAGAUUAGACUGAAUGACCAAGAAAGAAAAGGUAACGUUAUGUUUUCCUUUGUUAGGCUAAUGGUUUAUUCUGGCAAUAUCUGGAUGGUUUAAACUUAAGUUCCUAAAGCAAUUCCUGCCUUUCCCUUUUCUGUCCCUAGCUAGGGUGGAUGAAUCACACAGGAGGCAACUCCUGGGGUCCCGAGUUUAUACUCCAGGACAUGAAACUUGCACUGAUUUGAGGCUGCCCAGCAUGUGAGGCUGUAAACUGGGGCCACUGUGUAGCUGAUUCAGAUCACAUCAUGCUUUCACAGUUGCAGUGUCUCCCUCCAGAGACAGAAAGAGCAAACAGCUGCAGACUGUAGUUACUUCAGACACUUGAAAUUAAGCUGUCUGCACUCAGUAUUGAUAUCUGAAGCUGAAGAAGUGUUACAAAGAAUGAGAGAAAAACCACACACACACACACAAGAAUAUAGUGCCAGAUAAAAGUUUAGACUCCAGUGUUUGAAGAAAUCUGUCUGGGACAACUAAAUGAGACUUACUUUAUUACAUGGGACCUUUUGCCUGAUUCUAUUUUCUAAAAGGCUCACUUGUGUUUUGAUUAUUUCUAAAAUGAGGGACCUUAACUUGUACAAAUAUUAAAAUGAUACAGUAGAUCUUGCAAAAUAUUUGUGAUAUACUUAAAAUCCCAUAGGUAUCAGUUACAUUGAAAAAGUGGGGGGUUAUUAUUAGCUAAAGUCUCUUCUUUCAUUGUCGUACAGAUACAGGAGUACGUAGGUUUGGUUUUAAUUCCUGCAGGGGAAAAUAGAAGCCCCUAGUAGUAAUUAAGUCCCUUUAGUAGUAAUUAAGAAUACAAAACUGUAAUCUGGGCCUGCAGGAGCUACAGCAGUUGAAUGUGGUAACUAAAUGGUAAUGCUUGGAGUGCACAAAGACUACUCUGCUCCUUUGUGCAAAGGAAAGAAAUUUUAUCCCUUACAGUCCUUUUAUUUGUAUGUAUAUGUAUAUAUAUUUAUAAAUACAAACACCUGAGUGCUGUAUUAUAGCAGGUUUGUUUCUUGAAAGUUUCUCCAAGUUCAGUUUUGUUCAGCAGUUUGUAGCUUUUAAUUAAAAAGGCUUGAUACAUACAAGAAUUUCAUCUCAUCAAGACCUGCAUGUCGAAUAUUUAGUUUAAAAAACAAACAAACAAAAAACCAACUUUUUUCACUGAAAAUUUUCACUUUUUUUCCCACUUUAGAUUUGGUUCUGCUCCAUGUGGGGAAAUGUUAUAAUGCCUGGGCAUAGGGUAUUGUUGUCUGUUUUUCAUCAACAGUAUGUAUAACACUUGCACCUAUCAAUAAACUUGUCUAUAUUUUAUUCUUGUUUUGGUACAAGCAGACAUACCAAAAAAUUGUAUAUUUUUAUAGAGAGCUUUUUAAUUGUUUGCUAUUAUUUAUGAAUAGCAAUGCAAAAGCAUGAUAGCUGAAAGUGCUAAAUUGUCAAAAUGUAUGUUUAUGUAAUGUCAAGCACCUUAACAGAAGGGAAUUAAUAAAGAUCUAACACAGACAG
Cygnus olor (mute swan) is the source of this 12487-nucleotide messenger RNA. It is a transcript of the gene OTULINL, whose product is annotated as OTU deubiquitinase with linear linkage specificity like. Lineage: Eukaryota; Metazoa; Chordata; Aves; Anseriformes; Anatidae. The transcript has 9 exons. Bases 9496 to 10725 code for a protein of 409 amino acids. The record is from RefSeq and is a predicted model, not a curated record. Gene Ontology annotation, molecular function: cysteine-type deubiquitinase activity. Gene Ontology annotation, biological process: protein linear deubiquitination. Gene Ontology annotation, cellular component: cytoplasm.